This is a messenger RNA of Lethenteron reissneri (Far Eastern brook lamprey), 7010 nucleotides long. RefSeq names its product endothelin-converting enzyme 2-like. Gene Ontology annotation, molecular function: metalloendopeptidase activity. Gene Ontology annotation, biological process: protein processing. The record is from RefSeq and is a predicted model, not a curated record. Gene Ontology annotation, cellular component: plasma membrane. NCBI's taxonomy places the organism in Eukaryota, Metazoa, Chordata, Hyperoartia, Petromyzontiformes, Petromyzontidae.
GGACACAGAGAGACACAGGGAGACAGAUACACAGGGGGAUACAGAGAGGGAGAGACACACAGAGACACACACAGGGGGACACAGAGACAGAGUGAGAGACACACAAAGAGGGACACAGAGAGGGAGACACAGGGGGAGACACAGGAGGAGGCGGCAUGGAGUUUGUGCGCGGCUUGAUGAGCGGCGCCGAGAGGCUGCAAGAGGAGGGCAACGAGGUGCUGGUGGAGGAGCGGCACGAGGAGGAGGAGCGGGAGCAGGAGGAGGAGCAGGAGGAGCAGGAGGGCUCCGCGGAGACGCGGAGGGGGCCCCGCGCCCGGCACAGAGAGGAGGAGGAGGACGUGGAGCAGGGAGACGUGCAGCUGCGGAACACUGAGCGGUGGAGCAGCCAGCAAUGCUUUCAGUUCAAGCGAGAAUACUGCUACGUGUUCCUCAUCGCCGUCCUGUUUGUUGCCGUCAUCGUCUUGGGCGCAAACUACUCCCGCAAAGAGCCCAAGAAGGAGGAGCUCAAGACUUGCAUGAGCGAUGUGUGCGUCAGUGCGGCGACACAGAUGCUCACCUACAUGGACCCAAGCGUGCCUCCCUGUGGAGACUUCUACCGCUACGCGUGCGGGCGCUGGGGUGCGCGCUACCCGCCUCCGGGAGGGAAGAAGCGCUGGAGCGUCUGGGACAUCAGCUUCCAUCACAAUCUGGAGCUCAUCAAAAACAGGCUCGAGAACGGCACGUUCGUCAAACGUGAGAAUCUGGCCGCGUACGACGCCCAGGCGUUCUACUUGGCCUGCAUGGACGAAGAAAGAGUCGAGGACGUUGGGGCUACUCCCCUGCUGGAGCUUCUCAAGGAGUUUGGUGGCUGGGGUGUUCUGGGCAACUCGAGUCACCUGCAUCUGACGGAGCUGAUGACACAUUUGUCACGCAAGUUCUUGUCUCCAGCCCUCUUCGACAUUGAUGUUGUUCCUGGGAUUGACAGCCCAGAAAUGUUUUACAUCAAGCUUUCUACACCCAAGUUGAGUCUGCCAUCACUUUAUUACUCCAAUAAUCCCGUGAACAAGAUACUGCCUGCAUACAAAGAGUACAUGAUGCGUGUGACAAGGCUGCUGGGUGGAGGAAAUUCAUCAUGCGCAGAAAUGGAGAAGGUGCUGGCAUUUGAACAGGAUUUGGCCGAGAUAAUACCUGACUCCAAGGUUGAAGGCUCCGUGAACAGGACCAUUAAUGAAUUACAGUUUGGUGGCUGGGGUGUUCUGGGCAACUCGAGUCACCUGCAUCUGACGGAGCUGAUGACACAUUUGUCACGCAAGUUCUUGUCUCCAGCCCUCUUCGACAUUGAUGUUGUUCCUGGGAUUGACAGCCCAGAAAUGUUUUACAUCAAGCUUUCUACACCCAAGUUGAGUCUGCCAUCACUUUAUUACUCCAAUAAUCCCGUGAACAAGAUACUGCCUGCAUACAAAGAGUACAUGAUGCGUGUGACAAGGCUGCUGGGUGGAGGAAAUUCAUCAUGCGCAGAAAUGGAGAAGGUGCUGGCAUUUGAACAGGAUUUGGCCGAGAUAAUACCUGACUCCAAGGUUGAAGGCUCCGUGAACAGGACCAUUAAUGAAUUACAGAAGGAGUUUCCCUUCCUCAACUGGACCCUGUACCUGAGUGGACUGUUCUCUAAUGGGACGUACGAAAACCAGCCCCUCAUCAUUGACUCGAUUCCCUACUUCCAGAAACUGUCCGAUUACGUGAAAAAAUCUGACCCCAAAACAUUGACCAACUACGCGCUGUGGAUGCUCAUCCAGAAGAUGAUCCCCAGCUUGGAUUACAGAUUUAGGAAGGCCGCCCUCAUCAUGGCCGAAGCGAUUGAUGAGACCACGGAGCCUGUGCGCCGCUGGGAGUUCUGCAUGGAUCUGGCAGACAAGUCUUUGGCCUACGCCCUGGGGGAGAUUUUUGCGAUGAAAGAAAUCACGGCGAAAAGAAAAGAUGAUGUGAAGAACAUGAUCAAGAAUAUGAAGGACGCCUUUAAAGAUAAUCUGGAUCACCUACCCUGGAUGGACAACAAGACUCGGCUUGCCGCGAAGGAGAAGGCAAAAAACAUCCAGUCUGCGGUUGGUGAGGAUGACUACAUGGAAGAUGUCUCGAAUGUGGAUGAUAUCUACCAAGAUUUCAAGGUUGUUGAAGGCAGAUUCUUUGAAACCAUGGUCAAUUUCUACAAUUACACAUCCAUAAGGACCAUACGAACCAUGUGGACCGGCAAGAUGAAAUGGAGGGCCCCACCGCAGACCGUGGAUGCCUUCUACUACUACGAGAGCCUCAACACGAUGUACAUUCCAGCCGGCAUCAUGCAGGAGCCCUUUUACCAAGAUGUCUACCCCACGUUCCUGAAAUACGCUGGGAUUGGAACGGUCAUCGGUACAUGAGCUGUGUCACGGAUUUGACAACAAAGGGAGCGAGUACAACGUGGAAGGCAAACAGGAAAACUGGUGGGAGAAUGCGACGCACAAUGAGUUUAAAUUGCGAACGCACUGCAUGGAGGUGCAGUACAGCAACUACACGUGGAAGGAGAGGCGCAUCAACGGAACGCAGACCCUGGGGGAAAACAUCGCGGACAACGGCGGCCUGCACACUGCACUUCUCGCCUAUGCACGCUGGGAAGAGCAGCAUGGCAAGGAAGAGCCCCUCCCCUACCUAAACCUCACCAACAAGCAGGCGUUUUUCGUUUGGUUUGCUCAGCUCUGGUGCUCGAUGGAAAAGGAAUCGGCGGAAGUGGAGAUCGAGGACGCGCUAAGCGAUUCGCACAGCCCAGCGGCUGUGCGUGUCCGUGGCAUGGUCUCCAACUCGCCGGCAUUUGCCGAGGCCUUCACCUGCCCCAUGGGAGCUGCCAUGAACCCCGAAGAGAAGUGCCGCAUAUGGUGACGAGGAGCCGGGGAUGGUGGGACCCACCUCGCCCCGCAGGCCCAACACGAACGAGUGCACAGCAUCCGUGGGCUGUGGCUUGACACGUGGCGGGGAGAGGGUCACUUCAGCGAGGUCCAGACACACCGGCGGCCUCGUGGGGGGUCUCGUGGGGGCACGCUCGGCAGUUUUCAUAAUAAACGGGAAGUGUUUUUUAUUUGGCGCCCUGUACAUCAAGGUCUCAGAGCGUUUUAUGCCUUGUGGGCAUAAACGCAGAAGGGGGCGGUGGUCGCCACGCGCAAUCCCGGUUUGGGUGAUUUUAGAAUCCCAAUCUGUUGCCACCUUUGUUGUGGCUGCCCGUGGUGUUUUUCUUUCCAGGUCUUUGUGUUCAUGAACUCGCAUGGUUGUCACGUGCGUGCGCUCCCGCAGCCUCCGGUAAUUCCGGCGUCUACCCGGCAGUCGUUAAUUCUGUGCUUUGCAGAUAUUUUAACGCUUCCGAAGUGUGCGGGCAUCCAAAGCGUUUCCUGAACGAGGUACUAAUGCUCUACCCGUCUUGGGGUCGCAUUAGAGAGUCUUCCUGCUCUCGCGAUCGGUGGCCCUUGAGCCAGUGGAGAUGUCGUACAGCGGAGUCCCUUAUCUCCACAGCGCGACCAUUGCUGGGGCUUCCCACAAAGUGGUACUCAAUUUCAGAGCCCCGGGCAAAAGAUAGGCUGAGUUAAUUUGACCGAGUCAGGGAUCUAACAGGGUCAGUUUUCAUGUCUAGUAUGUUUUACUUACAUUUUAGCAGAGUUAAAUACUGUAAUCCCUCGCCAAACGCAGGGGUUAGGUUCCUGGAAAAGGCUGCGGUAGGCAAAUCCGUGGCUGGUGAAGUACAGGGGCAGGCAAAGUGGCGCUUUGAUACAAUAAAAAUGGACUGUGACGGAAUCGCCGAUCAUGCAGAUAUUAGCCAAUCAAAAAAGGGGGCAUAUCACGUGACUUUACACUCAUCAAUAGAAUUACUCGGUCCAUGGAUCGGAUGGCAAUGAAUCAACACAGCGAUUAACCUUCAAAUUAUGAACCGAUCGUGAUUAACCUAUCUUUUUAUCUUUAUUUCUUAUAUUUUACAUGUUUAUCGUGGUGCUAUUGGUGGGAUUAGUAAUGCUGUGGUUAUUUUCUUUAACAAGGCAAAUCAAUGUGUAUGACAAGCAACUUAUGCGGUUGUGAUGUGACGCGGUCUAUGCUCUGCGAGAAUUACAGCAGUCCAUCGGUUAACAGUGACAUCGGUUAACGGUUUUUCGGUUAACGUUUCGCCUCCGAUAGGACCCCAUGGUUACGACUGACGUUAACAUUUCGAUUAGCGACACGUUUACGUUCUGCACGCGGGCGCCAAUUUCGGCCAAUCUGAGCGCUUAAAAAAAAAAGAGGCUGAGCCAUGCCCUCAGCCAAUCAACGACGCCUAUUUAUGUGCGUUAAGUCCUCGACUGGCUUUGUUUACAUUAUACGAUUUCUGAUUUGGCAGUAGAAACAGCUCUCUUGCGGACUCAUGUAAUUUCCAUAUUCGAUUCACAGUUAUUUCGGUGAGCAGCUUUCGUGGAACGGAUUAAGAACGUUAACCGAGGAACUACUGUAGUGUCCUGUGUAACAAAAGAGAGGGACAGCUCUGAUCAAGCUGCGCAGCGCAACGGGUGGCCACGGGUGGCCACGGGUGGCCACGGGUGGCCACGGGUGGCGCUGUGGCACGGAGAACCGCGACCGCGUGACAUUUGUAAAUGUGUCGUGAGUUCAACUGAGUCGCAGACGUACUCUUGGAGGCAACACAUUUAUUUAAUAAAACACGCGGGGUAACUGCCCCUUCACAGAAUAACAACCUAUGGUGGUGACUACCAGGCACCUACACUAAUUACAACGUAACUGCUACUACGGACCGGACCACAGCUCGGAGACUCGAUACAACGUCGACGUAGAUUUCUUCAGGAUGAACAGCGCCAGUCCCUCUGAGGGACUCGGCUUCUAUUCUCUCCGGCGUGGCUGCUCCAACCCUUGGCCACGACCACCUUCCAGAAUCCUCGAGCAGGAUCUGGACCCCGACCACGUGACCACCCCUAGCCCCCACUCGGGGCCCCUUUGUAGACUUCACCGGUCACGUGUCCUCUCGGGUCAGCCAGAGUGCCAUGGCCUUUAGUAACCCCUUUCCUACGGCUGGCACUCCCACACCCUGUCCUGUAGGGCUGGCACUGCACGCCAAGCGUGAUGCCAUCCAGAGCUAUCAACCAGUACUCACCGAGCCCCUCUAGAGCCGAUACUACACCCACACCAUCGUGGUGUCCGCGAUGUCGUUACAUCGCACGCCGUGCCUCUCUCGGGCCGGCACUACACAAGUGACAUCCCGUGAUGUCACUACAAAUGCGUGUGGCGGGACCCCGUGCUCACCUGUGGAUACUCACAUUUCCAGGCCGCGGUUGGUCAAUUGGUAUACACUUAAUAAUAAAACAUGUGUACGCGAAUUCCGUGAUUGGUAAGUUUGCGGUUGGUGAGGGAUUGCUGUGCUAUUUUUGUCUUGUUGAAGGCUUCAGGCUGAUAUAAGUGGUUUUCUUUAUUUGCGGUGUAUAAGGGAAAAUAGGUGUGUCCCAUUCUCUGAACUUUUUUUUACAAUCAUAGCCAUAACACAGGCCGAUGAGAAUCUACACGUGUUACAAUUGACAGUGAAAAGUGAUGGGAGUCAAUCCUGGAGCAGGGUUGAUUGGGCAGUGUACAAGACAGUUGUGUUGGCACUUCUCGACGAGGUCCGUUAACCAAUUGCACAUCUGCAGUAGGGGUGACCCAACACACCACUAUAAUAAGUUCGCAAAUACCACACUGUAUAUUCUGCAUGUGUAUUGUAUUUUCCUCUAGAAACGUUAGAUUUGUCCUGUAUUUAGUUUCGAGUGGAGAAACUUACAACAUUGCGGUUGUGUAUUUCAUUGCUAUUCAUGUAUAAUUGGUUUUUCACAGCUGUCACGAAGCCAGAGCCUGCAGUCAAAUGUCUUGGCAACAAUUAAAAAAUCUGGAAAAGCGGCAUCGGCUCGGCAGCGCCAGCGUUUGGGUGAUCCCACGAGGCCCCGUGAUGCGUGCCGCCGGCCGGGGAGUUGCAGAUUUUUGUGGAGUUGCGUGGCCAAUUGAUCCUAGAAUUUGCGAAAUUUAACGGUUUUUUAAGUUGUGGUAAAAAAAAUGCCUUAUUAGACGGCAACGAUAAUUGUAAACCGUCAAUUGCACUAUUUACAAGAUGUUUUGCCAGUGUGGAAGAGAAGGUCAAACCACCACGUGGCCACUGGGCCUGGAUGCCCAGCAGUAGGGAUGGCCCCAAUACAUCGCAUGAUUACAAAAUGCAUAUCAGGGGUUGGCAGGGUGGGUGCGUUAACCUUAUCCGUGGGCUUCUGCAGCCAAUAUUCGGAUUCGUAAGCAUCGUCAGGUCACGAAAUCAAUGAUGAUGCUUGCGAAACGUGUCUAAUUGCUGCUAGAUUUUGUCGUGAGAAUUGUUCAACUUACAGGUGAAACAAUUGUGGCGCGUUAAAACUUUUGCACUCAUAGCAUUUAAAUGUUGUUCGCUACGUCGUGCGGUGGAGGGCUUUGCAACAAAAUAUUGGCCGGUUCAUUACGUGACCUAACUCAAAUUAUGAAUCGCAAUAGGUGUUUGGAAGGUGAAGUUUCCUAAUAAUAUUAAUGUAACAGAUAGGGUGCCACCUUUUCUGGGUUCGACCCAGAGUCAAAAAUUGGCAUGUGUUCGGGUGGCAACAACCAAUUUGUCAGGGUUUGGUUUGUGGAAACCGGCACUCCUUUGUACACUCCGAUGCCUUCCAAUUAUGGGGGUUGUGCGAUUAUGAUUCAAUAUCCUGUGCCUGCGAUUCAUCCCAAAAUAUGAUUUGCAUUCAAUUGUACGUAAUUGUCACUUAAUUUCAUCGUUUUAAGUGAAAGUAACUGUGAUAUUUGGCUGAUGGUAUGUGGUUGUAAAAGUGAGAUGUAUUACGUAUUUUUCUCAUAUACUGUGUAGAUUGGUGAUGAGCUCUGCCAGAUGAGAUGGUUUGGUUGAAUUUUUUUGGUCUUUUGGAGAUUGUGAAAACUUAUGUAAUGUGUGCUGCGCAGGAUCGUGAUUAAUGGUGACACACAAAUAAAGGUGAUUGCUUACGGAA